AUGGACAACAAAAUGAAAGUGCCAAAUAUGGACUCAAAAUUACCAGGAGCACAUAAGAACGAAGAGGUCGCCCUCUUCCCGACUGUUCAACGCGGUGUCGUCGUGUGCCAUCUUGUGGCAUACGAGCUGUCGACCCUGACAGGGACACAAGUGAUGUUGCUAGUCGCGUCAGAGACAGGCCACGUGUAUACGUUCGCGACGCGGAAGCUGCAGCCAAUGAUCACGUCAGACUCUGGCAAGCGGCUGAUCCAGACGUGCCUUAACUCUCCAGACCCGCCCACCACCAGCGAGCAACGCAUGGCUGCGACGGGCUACGAGGAAACAGAGCUCACGUAUAACGUAGUAGACGAGGAUAUGAAGGUGAGGCAAUUGGCGUACGCGGGCUCCGCGCAGUACCCGCUAGAACACCACCCCGGGCUGGCUCCGUCGCCGCUGCAGCAGUACCACCAGCACCCCCCCUGCCCUUCACCGUUACCCCUCAGCUCCCUUGGUCAGCCGUACUCGCACGCUCACCUCUCACAUCCCCACAUGUCCCAUCACCCACAACGGUAG
Spodoptera littoralis (African cotton leafworm) is the source of this 552-nucleotide messenger RNA. NCBI's taxonomy places the organism in Eukaryota, Metazoa, Arthropoda, Insecta, Lepidoptera, Noctuidae. The record is from the annotation of a GenBank genome assembly.